CGUGUAUCGACUUGGAUGACGCUUUUCAACAUGGCAGCGACCUUGUGCGGAAAGCUGUUCACCAGUCCGGCAUGGCUGCCCCUAACUCAAAGUGUCCGGCAUGGGUCAAAAGCUGUCACUCGGCACAGGAAGCCAAUGCACAUCCUCAAGCAGAAACUGUUAGCUGUGACAAAAUACAUGCCCCCAAAGCCUGGACCACCUGUAGGCUCUUUGGCCCCCCGCCCCAAGAGGAUCGAGGAGGAGAGUGGCUUGAUGAGGAUUUUGAAGAGAGAUCUCGAGGAGGUGUUCAGGGAUAAUAAGAUGGUUGCUGUGGCCCAAAACAGUUCCUCCAGUGCCGAGGACAUGCUACUUCUGAAGCACAGGCUUAAGAAGCACGACAUCAGGGUCAGGUUUUUUCCUAACCAGGUUACCAGGGCUUUUUUACCUGGAAGUCCAUACAGAAAUAUGGCACCACUGUUCACAGGGCCAACUAUCCUGUUGGUUAGCAAAGAACCCAAAGCAAAGCAGAUGCUCGUUACAUUGCGAGGCAGCCCUCAGAUAGCACUCCUUGGGGCCUGCAUAGACAACGCGCUGCUGUCGCGCCAGGGCAUCCUCGAGUACUCCAAGCUGCCCACCAUGACCACCGUGCAGGGCGAGCUGGUGAGCAGCCUGACCCUGAUGACGUCCCGCACGGUGUCCCUGCUGCAGCGGCACCCGGCCCACCUGAGCGCCCUGCUGCAGCAGUACGCCAAGCAGCUGAGCCCCGAGGAAGCCACCGGGGACGGCGCCAAGGAGGCCCCUUCUCAGCCCACGGAGGCAGCGUGACGGGAUCACAUCUCCUCCUUCUCCAUCUACUCCUCCCUCUACUCCUCCCGUCCCCACCCUCCAGUGUAGAAAGAGUGAGUGAGUGAGUGAGUGAGUGAGUGAGUGAGUGAGUGAGUGAGUGAGUGAGGGAGGGAGUGAGGGAGUGAGUGAGGGAGAGGUGAGAGACUGAGAGAGAGGGCGAGUUUGCAGAGGAGGGUUUGCAGACUGUUUGCAACCAUGCCAUUUGACCUCCUCUUGCCACCAGGUUUGGCUCACUGGACUUGGACCUUUCCUAUUGUACUAUAAGAAGUGUGUGGUGUUCAUUGGGUAGAAACUAUUGAUGUCACCUGUUAAAGAUGUAAUUUAAAACAAAUUUCUAAGUUCAUACAAAUGUCUGUCUCUUUUUAUUCUAGUUGGUAUUUUCUGCCUCACAAAAUUCCAAAUGUAAAUUUUGAUGUGCUGCGACUACACAGUGAAAAGCUGUGAAGAAGCUUCUAGAAUGUCAUUGGGAUGUAAGUGAUGGAGCCAACCGGAAAUAUUUACUGGGGUGCAUUGCGUCAGCAGCAGUUUUGCCCAGCAAAAUCCCUGCGCCAUAUGAUUUUCAUCUUGUAAAAGUCAGGCAUGUAUGAGUGCAGCCAAAAUAAACACUAGUGGUC
Sardina pilchardus (European sardine) is the source of this 1439-nucleotide messenger RNA. It is a transcript of the gene mrpl10, whose product is annotated as mitochondrial ribosomal protein L10. Gene Ontology annotation, biological process: translation. Bases 16 to 804 code for a protein of 262 amino acids. The record is from RefSeq and is a predicted model, not a curated record. NCBI's taxonomy places the organism in Eukaryota, Metazoa, Chordata, Actinopteri, Clupeiformes, Clupeidae. Gene Ontology annotation, molecular function: structural constituent of ribosome. Gene Ontology annotation, cellular component: mitochondrial large ribosomal subunit. The transcript has 6 exons.